Molecule: messenger RNA, 2076 nt
Organism: Grosmannia clavigera kw1407
Lineage: Eukaryota; Fungi; Ascomycota; Sordariomycetes; Ophiostomatales; Ophiostomataceae
Exons: 2
Coding region: 1-2076 (691 amino acids)
Source: RefSeq, a predicted model, not a curated record
AUGAGCACAACACCGGCCGUGGCUGCGACGUCUCUGUCGGAGCUCAACGAGCUCGCCGCCAAUCCGCCGCAGUAUCCUCACAAUCCCACCGAACGGCUGCGCGAGCCGCUCACUCUCUACAUAUCCCGUGUCCCGGGCACUCGAGACGUCAUCCUCUCCACCCUUAAGCCCCAGCGAAAAAACGUCACGGCCGAAGAUAUCGCCAACGCACUUUACUACAUUCACCUCGAUCUGCCCAGCGACAGCCUCCUCGUCUCGUCGACCUCCUCCGGCCGUGAAGCUAGCAAUUUCUCGCCGCGAUCCAGUUUCGACCAGCCACGCACUAGCUCCAUUCACCGCAAGCCGCUGCCCGCAAAGCUACCUCGUGACGAUGCACCUCUAUCACCGCUGCCAGGGCCAGAAACGAACGAGACUGUACCAGCUAGUCCAACACCCAGCCAGUCCACGAGUCAAUCCCUGUAUGAGCCACAGCCGCCGCCACUACCUCCUCGACCAGCUCCGUCGCAAGACGUGCCGCCCCUGCAACCACCUCGGCCUCCCCGCCAGCCUUGGGUCCCUCCCGGUUUUCGUCUGGACGAGGACCACCAGUUCGAGGCUGUCAAGGCCCCCGAGAUUGUCACCGCUGUCGAAGUCGCACAACCUUCCCCAUCGCCAGCUGUUCAGCUGAGACCACGUCCGUCCAUCUCGCGGAAACCCGUGGGCCCACGUACUGUCGGCAAUGGCAAUAGCAACCCGCAGGACGCCCGCCCCAUCGGCCUCAUAACUGCGACCUCCAACACCAGCCUCGCCUCCUACUCUUCCCAGACGACGAUAGAUACCCAGAAGCAGCAGCGACCGCUCUCUCCACUGUCUCCACGCUCGCCGGUCUUUGUUCCUUUCCAGCUCACCCUCAUCCGCCGCGACCCGUCCAGCAAUCAUCAGUGGAACAUCGGCAAGAUCUCUUCGCUGCAGGUGAUAGACCCGCCCGCAAGUAGCUUUGGGUCACCGGAUAGCCUCGAUGCCAGCGUCGCUGCCCGCGACCAAACCCAACAACAGCAGCAGCAGCAACAGCAGCCACAGGCCACGAUCAGCAUCCGUCUAGACUCGUCGGGCUAUGCCAAAUUUCGCGGUUUCCCCCGGCGCCGCAACGCCGAGACUGCGCCACGCGACAUGGCCGCAGUCCUGCAGGACUUGGCUCGCGAGGGCAGGCCCGAGCCCAGAGACGAGAGCGGGUUUUCGCGCCAGGUCGUCAUGUCCUACGGCAAGAGCUGGACGGCAAACCUGCGCAACGCCUUCCGCCGCCACGACCGGUCUUCCUCAGACACAACUGGGCUCGACGGCGACGCCGAACCGCAGCAGCAGCAGCAACAGCAGCAACAGCAGCAGAAACGGCAGCGCCCCGUGAGCCACAUGCCCACCAGCAAUACGGCCACAGUGGACGUACCACAGCCGCUGAUUACUCGACCGGGCCCGGGCCUCAAGCCGCGCGGCUACGUAUUCGCCAGCCCGUGGGGCGGCCAAUGUGAGUUCCGCACCGGAAACGGCGGUCGCAGCCUCAAGUGUCGUCACUACUUGCACAACGACGGCGGAGGCAGUGGCGGUGGAGAGGGCGGUGGUGGCGGCGGCCGCUCGGCUGGAUUCAACCCGCUGGUUCUCGCGCAGAACAUCCGUGACGGGCAGAGCAUGACGACGGCAGCUGUCAACGCUGCCGGAGGCCGGGCUACGGGGGGGUCCUUUACUGAUGUCAUUACCGGGGCUGCACCGGUCAGCGAGCUACGGUUUAACUUGCCGAACAGCGACGUGCUCCGGGGCGGCAAAGCUGAGGACGGCAGCGGUAGCAGCCGACCAGACUUGUACGGCUGGAGGUACCACCGACAGUCGACCUCGUCGGACGACGGCGACGCCGAUGACUACGAAGACGACGACGACGAGACCCUAGCUGUCGCGAUGGGUCGCGAGCCGGCCGGUGGUGGCAACCGUGGCAAACGGGCCAAGCUGGGCAAGCUCAUCAUCUACAACGAGGGCUUCAAGAUGCUCGACCUGAUAGUAGCCGCAAAUAUAGGUAUGUGGUGGGUGUCGUGGGACAAGAGCUUCUAG